CGAGCUCUCCGGCUCGAAAUCCCGAGGAGUUGGGCCACGGACGGGGCGUAAAGCUGCCCCCCGCGCACGCCAAGCUCGCCACGCCAUAACAAACACACCGCGCAGCCAGGGCGCGAAGCGCGCGCUCCGCCACGCACCGGAGCAGCUGAACAGGCAUCCCAAGCUCACCAUGGCCGCCAUGUCCCAGGUCAUGCUCGACGAGAAGACGCGGCUGCGCAACACGACGGUCGCGAAGAUCGUCGCCGCGCGGGGCUCGCUCGACGACCCCGAGACCAAGAAGGAGUGCUGCCGCCGAUUGCAGAAGAUAAAUAACAUGUUGAAAGAUCGCAUCGCCGAGAUGGACGCGACCAUGGCUAGGGAUGCGAUGCACGCGGGCAUCCUGAAGGGUGGCUUUUCGGGGUGCGACAACUCGAAGCUGAUCGCGGUACUCUGUACGAGAACGAAGGCAUCGUUAAACAGAACGAAGCAACAGUACAGAGCGAAAUUUGAUAGGGACCUCUGCAAAGACGUCAAAAGUAAAACGGGUAGCGACUACGGGCGGAUGAUGGGCCACGCUCUCUCAGAUCCGGAUGAAUAUGUGGCAGAUGUCAUCCACGCGGCGUGCCACGGCAUGGGCUGCGACGAAAACGCCCUCAUUGAAUUAUGUAUGACUAGAAGCCCAGAACAACUAGAGGCAGGAAAGAAGUGCUGGGAAGGGCGCCGAGACAAGGCCCUCUUCGACUACAUCGGAAAGGAACUAGGCAUGCUGUUCAAGGAUUUGAAACACCUGAUCCUGGAGAUCCUCAAAGGCAAGAGGAACUGGACGGGCCCGGUGGACAAGAAGCGCGCGGCGCACCACGCCGAGAGGUUACAUCAUGAAUGCACGAAGAACAUGUUCCAGAAUUUUCACGAAGUGAGUGACUCAGCGUCCGUUUCUGAACGUUUCCGAACUUCAAGUUCGCGUCGACGGCGCCGACGCGAUGCCUCGUCGCGUCGAUGGCGUCUUCGUGAUCACCAGAGAGUCCACGCGCCUCACGGUAUCGAUCCGCGCAGGACCGGAUUGUGGAUUGGUUACUUACUUCUCCACCAGAUGAAGUGAAACUCAUCCAGGAGAUCUACGAGAGUACAUAUAAUAAAUCAUUAAAGAAAGCGCUGGAGGCCAAGUGCGGCAAGAAGUUCUUUUUGGCAUUAUCUGCUUUAUUGGUGCCGCCGGAGGAGUUCUUGGCCAUGCGCCUCGAAAAGGCCAUGAAGGGCUGGGGCGCCGACGAUAAAGUUUUAAUCAGAAUAUUGGGUGGGUUGGACCACGCCUCGAAGCCGUCGAUGCUCCAAGUGGCCGACGCGUACCAGCGGAAGUAUACGCGUACUCUCAAAGACGCCCUACGAGCCAACAUCAAGGGCAACUUCCUGAAAGCGGCCACGGCCUGGAUCUCGGCUUUGGAAGAUCCGGCGCAACAUCUUGAGGUUAAGACAAAUGUCGACGUAGACACUUGCACUGAUUUAGAUGCUCUACUAGAUGACUUACUAGUGGAACACAACUCCGUGGAGUGCAUGAUGGCCGAUGUGGACGCCCAGGAGAUCUACAACUGCUGCCAUGGGUGGGGCACGUCCGACGGGAAAUUGAUCGCGUUGUUGUGUUCUCGCUCGAAACCGCAUUUACAGAAAGUAGCGGCAGCCUACUACGAACAACGGGACAAACCACUACUAAAGAGAUUGAGAUCGGAGACCACAGGCUGGUAUAGGCUCUUCAUGACGUAUCUGGUCGAAUCGCCGGAAGAUGCCGACGUGCGAGCCUUGGAUUCAGCCAUGGAUGGGCUCGGCGCCGACGCCGUCGCUAUUAUUGAGUUUCUUGUAGGAAGAUCCCAAGCUCGCGUUCGAGCAGCUAAAGCUAGAUGGGAGGGCAAGCACGACAAGCCGCUCGUCGAUCGGUUACGUUCUGAAUUACAUGGCUCCAACCGCACUUUAGCUUUAGAAUUACUCAAAGGAGAACGCAAUGAGACAGCACCAGUGAACGAAAAGCUAGCAAAAGAACAGGCCGACGAGCUCCACAAAGGGGUCAGUCGGUGGGGUUCUACUGAUGACGAAAAGUUCAUCUCCAUCCUAGCGAAGAACUCGCCGAACCAGAACGCGGCGCUACGUUCUGCCUAUGAAAAGAAAUAUAAUAGAUCUCUAGAAAGUCAGAUCGCGAAGGUCGGCCAAAAAAAUUUGAAGAAGUGUCUCCAGGCGUUACUGCUGCCGCCCGCGGACUACUACGCGAUGCGCAUUCGCAAGGCCUUCGUUGGUUUAGGUACUUCGGAUAAGGUCGUGUGUCGCGUGUUGGGUGGCUCGGACAAAUGUGACGCUCUGGCGAUUGCGGCGGCCUACCAGAGGAAGUAUACUACUGUAUUGAAGGACGGCAUCAAGAAGGAGUGCUCCGGGAAUUAUAAGAGACUAGCUCAGGCGUGGGUGACGCUCCCAGAUGCGUUGGAGGACCCGGAGGCGCCCAUCGACGUGAUAGCGGACACUCAAUCGGAGCCCGACGGCGACGGGGUCGUGGACGACCCCGACCCUCCCACGCCGCCUGCGUCGCCGAAGGCGCCUUCACCUCCUCCGCCGCCUCCGGUUCCCGUGCCGCAGCCCACGGCCGUGGCCGCUCCCGUCCAACAAUGCGCUAUUUAUGAGCACCAAGAUAGUCGGGGUGUGUGGACGGCCUACGACAAUGCCACGGCGUCGAUCCUGGAAGCGGCCGUGAGAUCGAACCCGAACGCUGUUGUGCGGUUGCCGGGCAUUCCUUUUGAGGUGAGGUUUGGGGCCGCGGCUCGCUCAGCUCGCAUCCAGCAGCCGCCGCCGACCGGGGCUUUGCAGGUCAAUAUCCACAACGAGAACAGUCGAGUCGUGCGACGGCGCCCGGCUGGAAGUGUAGCGCCCCCUCCUGCUCCUCCGGCCUACCAGCAACCUCAACAGUACCAGGCGCCGCCUCCGCCGGUACCGCAACGGCCGGUGCAGAUGGCCAUGCCGGCCGGCACCUUUCCGGUGUUAGUGCCGGCCGGCCAUGGCCCGGGCAUGCAGCUCAUGGUCCGCGCGCCGAACACGGGCCAGAUGAUGACGGUCAUCAUCCCGCAGGGCGUCGGCCCGGGGGGGCAGUUCGCCGUGCCCCUGCCGCAACCGCCGCGCGUGCAAUACGGCGCGCCGCAGCAGAACUGGCGCACGGCCAUGUACUGAGUUCGCGCCUCGCCCUACGCCGGCGCGCCAAUUCCCCCCGCCCCCCUCGCCGCCCGAGCUCUGUCCAGCCCCUCCCUCCCCCAUCCUUCGGCUAACUUGCUGGGUGUUUUCGA
Messenger RNA from Pelagomonas calceolata, 3290 nucleotides. NCBI's taxonomy places the organism in Eukaryota, Pelagophyceae, Pelagomonadales, Pelagomonadaceae. The record is from the annotation of a GenBank genome assembly.